This is a messenger RNA of Syzygium oleosum, 480 nucleotides long. Its product is annotated as transcription factor IBH1-like. The transcript has a single exon. The coding region runs from base 1 to 480 and encodes 159 amino acids. The record is from RefSeq and is a predicted model, not a curated record. Gene Ontology annotation, biological process: regulation of DNA-templated transcription. Lineage: Eukaryota; Viridiplantae; Streptophyta; Magnoliopsida; Myrtales; Myrtaceae.
AUGACUCCUGAGGAUCCAGUGACCAUGAGCCCUCCUCACACACCUUCUCUCAAAACCAAGAUCUCUCGCCGGUUUCUCGAGACCCUUGUGAAGAUCAGGACGUCAUCGUGUGAACUGGCAACCGGAGGUAAUAUCGGGAAACGUGCCCAGAGGAUAAAGAUCGCCGCCUACUCAAGCAUGGCUCGUGCGGCAGGAUCGAGGAGGGGUUGGAGCCGAGCCCUUCUUGCGAAGCUACGGAGCGGAGCCAGGCGCCGUCGCCAUUUGCAGAUCCGAAGAUGCUUGCGCUUGAAGAGAAAGAGAGCAGGCUCCAGAAAUAUGGUGCUGGAUGAGGUGAGCCGAGCCGAUGAGCUCCGGCGGCUAGUCCCCGGUGGGAAAGCCAUGGAUCUUUGCAACUUGCUGGAGGAAACAAGUCAUUUCAUCCAGUGCCUCGCGACUCAGGUUAAGGUCAUGCAGAGUAUAGCGGAUCGGUACUCAGUUUAA